AUGGUCGACGCGGCACUGAAGCUCAAGCACCAGGUGGCGCAGAACCCGGACAACCGCCUGACCGCCAUCUUUGCAAAGUCUGGCAAGGCCGUCGUCGGACUCUAUGCGGGCACCCAGGUUUACAGAUCCACGCUUGCCUCUCUCAUGCGAGACUUUGUUCACCGUAUUAACGACCCAGAGGUGGACACGCCUUCGCGCCUGACUAUGCAGGUCUGCGGCCCGACCGGCGAGCGCUCGGCCACAGCGGUGUUUGGAGCUAUCGCAGAUGCCGACGGAGACAUACAGGGCGUCCACAAGGCGCUCAGUGGCUGGGUUGAUGGCGAGUGCGUCGAGGGUUUCGACGGCAGCAGAAACGCGCAGGUUCCUGUCGCGUGGCCAAGGUCGACUUUGGUGACAGCUGCUGGUCCAUCGCUCAGGAGAAUAAUGGCUGCCGAUGACGAAUGCAAAUACACCGUUAUCGAAGAGAACGAUCGCUGCCCAGCCAUUGCAAAGCGUUGCAACGUCUCGUUGAACAAGCUCGUGCAGUUUAAUGGUGGCGACCAGACAGCGUUCUGCAACAACUUGAAACCCAAAACCGCAGCUUGCUGUACUACUGGCAAGAAGCCAGACUUCAAGCCCAAACCGCAAGAGAAUGGCGACUGUGCUGUGCACGAGGUCAAGAAGGACGACGGCUGUUGGGCCAUCGCCGACAAGUAUCACCUCAACCAGACAGAGCUCCACCAGCUCAAUGUCGGCAAGACCUGGGGCUGGGCGGGCUGCGGCGCUCUUCUGGCUGAUCAGAAGAUCUGCAUCAGCGAAGGGCGGCCUCCCAUGCCAGUCCAGGUGCAAAACGUCACUUGUGGCCCACAGGUCAUAGGCACGCAACGACCUCAAGAGGGCAUCAAGAUUGCUGAUCUGAAUCCCUGUCCGCUGAAAGUCUGCUGCUCAGGAUGGGGAUAUUGUGGUCUUACUGACGACUUCUGCACGGAUACAAGCAUCGACAACACUCCUGGAACACAUGAGCCGAACACGAACGGUUGCAUCUCCAACUGCGGCAAGAUCGAGAUUAUCAACAACAACACGCCACCGGAGAACUUUAUUCGAGUAGGAUACUUUGAGGCCUGGAAUGGCAACCGUCCUUGUCUCAAUAUGGACGUCACGGAAGUGAAAGACCCGAUCACACACAUUCACUUUGCAUUCGGUCACAUCAACGAAGACUUCGUCCCCAGUACUGACCCGGAAGUCACCGAGCAAUGGGUCAAGUUCCUGGGAAUGUCAGGUCCGAAGAAGAUCAUUUCAUUUGGAGGUUGGGCAUUCUCUAACGAGCCGGGAACAUCACACAUAAUGCGACAGGGCGUCAAACCUGCGAACAGACAGAAGUUCGCCGACAACAUCAUCAAGUUUGUUGUUGAUAACAAGCUCGACGGCGUCGACUUUGAUUGGGAGUACCCUGGCGCUGAUGAUAUUGAGGGCUCCGAUCCGGGUACCAAAGAAGAUGGCAUCAACUAUCUGAAGUUCUUGACAAUAGUCCGCAAUGGUUUGCCAAAGGAGAAGUCCUUGGCUAUUGCCGCGCCGGCCUCCUACUGGUACCUGCGCCACUUUCCGAUUGACCAGAUGGCCAAGAUCCUCAGCUAUAUCGUUUACAUGACGUACGAUUUGCACGGGCAAUGGGAUGCUGGCAGCAAGUGGGCUAGCACCGGUUGUGCUAAUGGCGAUUGUCUGCGGUCACACGUCAACAUCACGGAGACGAUCAACUCGCUUGCAAUGAUCACGCGAGCCGGCGUGUCCUCGACCAAGGUCAUCGUGGGUAUUACAAGCUAUGGACGUAGCUUCAAGAUGGCAGACGCGAACUGCUGGGGGCCAUCGUGUCUAUACCUUGGCUCGCGCAACAACUCGCCUGCUCAACCCGGAAAGUGCACUGACACAGGCGGCUACAUUGCGAACGGCGAGAUUAACGAGAUCAUCAAGCGCAAGGCCACACCGAUCAAGCAGAUAUUCGACAAGGAGUCUGACUCUGACAUCCUCAUCUACAACAAUGUGGAGUACGUUGGCUAUAUGAGCCAGGAGAGCAAGGACCGCCGUGUCCAGAAGUACAAGGGCCUCAAUUUUGGCGGCGCGACCGAUUGGGCCGUGGAUCUCAUGGGAGAC
This is a messenger RNA of Microdochium trichocladiopsis, 2127 nucleotides long. RefSeq names its product glycoside hydrolase superfamily. Gene Ontology annotation, molecular function: hydrolase activity, hydrolyzing O-glycosyl compounds; chitin binding. Lineage: Eukaryota; Fungi; Ascomycota; Sordariomycetes; Xylariales; Microdochiaceae. The annotation marks the transcript as partial. Gene Ontology annotation, biological process: carbohydrate metabolic process. The transcript is spliced from 8 exons. The record is from RefSeq and is a predicted model, not a curated record.